Molecule: messenger RNA, 1236 nt
Organism: Penicillium waksmanii
Lineage: Eukaryota; Fungi; Ascomycota; Eurotiomycetes; Eurotiales; Aspergillaceae
Exons: 4
Coding region: 1-1236 (411 amino acids)
Source: RefSeq, a predicted model, not a curated record
AUGCGGGUCCGGGCCAUCUCGACCAUCUUUACCGUGUUGUCGGCUCUGUUCGUUGCAUUCCGCCUGUUCACACGUGUGAAGCUGGUUAAGAAAUGGGGAUACGAUGACUUGCUCAUCAUUGCCGCAUGGGUUUGCUCCGCUACCUUUUUCGCCUUUAUAAUUGUCGAGCGACACUACGGCCUUGGGCAGCAUAAAGCAUCACUUCCUCCCCAUCUCAUCCAAGCAGAGCUCUUUUACCUGUGGCUCUCCAUCCCUUUCUACAACCUCUCUCUCAUCCUUUCCAAGCUCUCAGCCCUCGUUUUUCUCACUUCCAUAUUCCGCAUCCGACACUUUCUCAUCACCGCAUACCUCAUCAUGGGCUUCCUGGUAGUUGCAGGGCUCUGGAUGGUCCUGAGCGGCUUCAUCUUCUGCGUACCCGUUCCCAUAUUCUGGAGCAUGAACAAGAGUCUCGUCGCUGCCCACUGUCUACCGAAAGCUCCAGUAUGGUUUACGAACGCCUCCAUACAAAUCGUCACAGAUAUCAUCAUCUUGAUUCUUCCGAUGCCAAUUGUAUCCAAGCUGCGAUUACCGAAACGGCAACGAGCGGGUAUCAUGAUCAUUUUUGGCGUUGGGAUCUGCGUUAUCGCAACGAGCUUAGCACGAGUCUAUGAAUUGAGCGUCAUGGUGCGCAGUCACGACUUUACAAAAACCAACGCCGAAGCCGCCGUCUGGUCUUGUCUCGAAGCAAACGUCUCUAUAAUCUGCGCCUGCCUCCCACCUCUACACACUCUAAUCUCACGAGUCUUCUCAUUCUGCUUCCGCCCACAACCAAUCAACGCAGCACCCGCUUCAAACACCAGACCGCACUCAAAUACAACGUUCCUCAUCUCUUCAGCCCGCAAACCCUCCAUCUACGACCAUCACCAUGAUGGCGUAUUCUACAAUGACACAUUCUACACCGGCCCAGUAGGAAGCUACACAGCUAGUAUCUCAAAGGUCAAUACGAAUGACGACGACCCCGAGAGCGGCGGAAGCGCCAACAGCAGAGAUGGUAUCCGUGUUGUCCGCGAGCUGCGCAUUGGAUCUGAUUCCGUCGCGCCGAGUCCAACACUCGCUCCGACUCUCGGUCCAACUUUGGGCUUGACUGGGACUAAUGAGCAUGAUUUUGAAUUGGAGCCCUGUGGCCCGUCUGUUGAGUGGGAUCUUGGUGAUUUCGAGUUUCCAGAUUAUAAGGAGCGGAUGAAUGCUCCGCUUUGA